Molecule: messenger RNA, 2058 nt
Organism: Penicillium maclennaniae
Lineage: Eukaryota; Fungi; Ascomycota; Eurotiomycetes; Eurotiales; Aspergillaceae
Product: putative C6 transcription factor
Exons: 6
Coding region: 1-2058 (685 amino acids)
Biological process (GO): purine nucleoside catabolic process
Cellular component (GO): cytosol
Molecular function (GO): purine nucleosidase activity
Source: RefSeq, a predicted model, not a curated record
AUGGACAAUGAUUGGUACACCGCUGGGUUCGUGCCGUAUCUGAUUGCCCUCGAUGGAAACGUGGAUGUUCUAGCCCUCGCGUCAGACACCGCGAACUCCUGGCAACCUCAGGUAGCGCUACACGCCGUUGCAACCCUGGAGGCUGGAAAUUUGAGCUGUAUCCCCGUUUACCCUGGUGCUACUUGGCCGUUGAUCAAUACGCCUCAGCGCUUUCAGGCAUGGGAGACUAUUCACGGCAAGCUUCCAUGGGAAGGAGCAAUUGUGAUGUCGGCCUUCAAGGAGGGUUUCCCCAAGGGCACACCAAAUAACUCGACCUCCGCUGCAAACUUCAUGGUUGAGAUGGUGCACAAGUACCCCGGCCAGGUGUCCAUUUACUCCGCUGGCGCUCUGACCAAUGUAGCACUAGCUGCUCGCAUGGAUCCUGAAUUUGCAUCGCUGGCGAAGAAUCUGGUGAUCAUGGGCGGUUAUGUUGAUCUUAACAUGCUCGAAGCGACUGGAAGCAUCAUGCAGGCUGAUUACCAGUCCGACAUCAACCUGAUGAUCGACCCUGAAGCGUCCAAGAUUGCUCUGACAGCCGAUUUCCCCGAGAUCAUCAUCGCUGGCAACGUCGCGAAUCAGGUUUUUCCUACCCAGGAGUUCGUCGACGAGAUCAAGACAGCCGGCAACCCCUACAGUGAGCUCUUCACUAAUUACUACGAUCUAUCCUUCCCCUUCUGGGAUGAGACUGCUGCAGCUCUGAUGGUCGAUCCUUCCCUCGCUGUCAACCAAACCACAGUAUAUCUGGACGUCGACACCUCCUAUGGUAGUCCCAAUUAUGGCAACAUUCAUGUCUAUCAGAAGGCUCUUGCGCCCGCUGGUAUUCGAAAUGUGACUUAUGUGUUUGAGGUCGACGCUGACAAGCUGAAGCAACGGAUUAAGCAUUCGCUCAUGCAUCCCAAGUCCUGCGCCGACUUUGCAACACCGAUUUUCGAAGAAGAAGCUUUCUUGUCACCUGGGACAUUUUCAAGCGCAGACGAAUACGCAGCUAACCCACGAUUUCUGGAACUCCAAGAAGAAUUACGUUGCGUCCUCUUCUCCGCAGUCGCAAGUCUUGAACCAAGCUCGUACACAUCGCCCACCCCAACAGACCCACUAGACGGCUCCGGGCCACGGGCAGCACGCCAAAGUCUAGAUUUCACCCGAGUAUCCAUUCCGAAGAUCCGAUUAAUUCAUUAUCUCAAGAAUUGGAUCAUCGAAUGCGCGCCUUACCUGGAUAAAUUUGACGAAGCACGGCAUUUUGGGGUGCAUAUUCCAAUCCUAGCGCAACGGUCUCCGACAUUAUUUUACGCUAUUCUUGCUUUCUCGGCCCGACAAACGGAGCGCAAAGCAUGUCUCGAUAAAGCCUACGACAGCUUGGAACUCUAUCAAGAAUCCAUCCGCCUCUUAGGACCAUGUCUCCAAGCCAAAGACCCCAAUGUCCUUGUGACCGUCUGUAUCCUUGCAGUGAUGGAGCUCAUGUCCGUUAGCCCUCGCGACUGGCGCCGACACGUCAAAGGCUGCGCAGCAUUAUUCGACUCAUUUAACGUCAACGGCCUAUCAGGAGGCCAUUUACAAGCUGUGUUCUGGUGCUACGCGCGCAUGGAGCUGUGUGGAGCGAUAAUUUCGAACGGCGCCGAAAGCACAGUCCUCGCACUCGAGAAAUGGGUUCCAGCGAUGCCUGAAACAUCAACACCAAAGGAAAGAGAAGAUAUGAUCCGUGAUCUGUUUUGCGCACAGGGCCGCAUCAGUCCAGACAUGCACGCAAAUUGGGCGGUCUACCUCUGUGCCAAGACCUGUGACCUCGCCUGUCGACAAACUCGACAUAUAGAACUAGGUGAGAUAGUUUCCGACUCACGCCCAUUCAUUGAUCAAUGGACGUCUCUUUGGGAGGAACUGCAAUACUGGCUCGAGACCCGACCUCCGGCCAUGCUACCAAUCAAGACCACUGGGAUGGGGGUGGACAGAUAUUCCCUGAGAUUUUAUUCGCGCAUUGGGCUGCUAUCUCGGGGAAUCAAUUAUAUCACGCAUCAUGUAUCAUGA